AUGAAUCAGAGAAAAUAUGCUCUAGAACUAAUUGCUGAGCUAGGACCUGGAGGAGCUAAACCUGCUAGUGCUCCAUUAGAGCACAAUCAAAAGCUCACCUCUGCAGAAUAUGACAGCUUCAUCAACACUCAAAGCACAGACAAGGACAAUGCAGAUACAGAUCAUCUGCUACCUGAUGCUAGCCAAUAUCAAAGGCUAGUAGGGAGGCUUCUAUAUUUGACAUUGACCAGAGCAGACAUUACCUUUGUUGUUCAGGCCUUUAGCCAGUUCAUGCAUAAGCCCAAGCAAUCUCAUAAGGAAGCUGCACUAAGGGUAGUAAGGUACAUCAAGAAUGCACCUGGUUUAGGACUGCUGAUGCCUUCUGAAAGCUCUGGGAAACUAAGAGCCUACUGUGACUCAGACUGGGGAGGCUGUUUGCAGACUAGAAAGUCUGUUACAGGCUAUCUAGUGAAGUUUGGAAAUGCGUUAGUCUCUUGA
Nicotiana attenuata is the source of this 477-nucleotide messenger RNA. RefSeq lists its product as uncharacterized. NCBI's taxonomy places the organism in Eukaryota, Viridiplantae, Streptophyta, Magnoliopsida, Solanales, Solanaceae. The transcript has a single exon. Bases 1 to 477 code for a protein of 158 amino acids. The record is from RefSeq and is a predicted model, not a curated record.